CUGUUCCUAAUCGAGCAGGGGGUUUGUACUUUGUACUCGUAGUGCCACCGAGCGGCAGAACCAAUCCACAGCAGAGCCAGAGUUCAAAAGAAAGAGAAUAUGGGAUUCAUCGGAGAAACCAUGGAUUCCCUCAAAUCCAUCCAGAUCCGUCAAGUGCUCACCCAGGCCGUCAGCCUUGGCAUGAUUGUCACAUCUGCUCUAAUAAUAUGGAAGGCAUUGAUGUGCGUUACUGGCAGUGAAUCUCCUGUUGUUGUUGUUCUUUCUGGGAGCAUGGAACCUGGUUUUAAGCGGGGGGACAUAUUAUUCUUGCACAUGGGUAAAGAUCCUAUUCGUGCAGGGGAGAUUGUUGUUUUCAAUAUUGAUGGCCGUGAAAUUCCAAUUGUCCAUCGUGUAAUCAAGGUUCAUGAACGGCAAGAUACUGGUGAAGUUGAUAUUCUCACAAAAGGGGAUAACAAUUAUGGGGAUGAUAGACUUUUGUAUGCUCAAGGUCAGCUCUGGCUUCAGCGGCAACACAUUAUGGGCAGGGCUGUUGGAUUCUUGCCUUAUGUUGGCUGGGUGACAAUCAUCAUGACUGAAAAACCGAUCAUAAAGUAUAUUCUUAUUGGAGCAUUGGGUUUGCUUGUGAUAACUUCAAAGGACUAGAGAUUAAUCAAACAAGGAAUUUGAAUGCGGCUUUAUAUUGUUGGCAUCUGAGGCUUCUUUUGUGGUCUCUUCUUAACUGAUUAUCCAUCUAGUUGGUCUGGCCCUCUGAUUUCAUUCAUGUCAGGAUUUAUAUGACCUUGCGAAAGAUGUGAUAUGGCAUUUGAUAGAAUUUUAUUUGAUGAUUUUAACCAUUUUAU
Tripterygium wilfordii is the source of this 839-nucleotide messenger RNA. Its product is annotated as signal peptidase complex catalytic subunit SEC11A-like. Gene Ontology annotation, cellular component: signal peptidase complex; membrane. The coding region runs from base 100 to 642 and encodes 180 amino acids. The transcript has 9 exons. Lineage: Eukaryota; Viridiplantae; Streptophyta; Magnoliopsida; Celastrales; Celastraceae. Gene Ontology annotation, molecular function: serine-type endopeptidase activity. The record is from RefSeq and is a predicted model, not a curated record.